This is a messenger RNA of Lingula anatina, 2096 nucleotides long. RefSeq names its product E3 ubiquitin-protein ligase MARCHF5. NCBI's taxonomy places the organism in Eukaryota, Metazoa, Brachiopoda, Lingulata, Lingulida, Lingulidae. The record is from RefSeq and is a predicted model, not a curated record. Gene Ontology annotation, molecular function: zinc ion binding.
AGUUAGUUCCGGUUUGAUAAUGGUAACAUGGACUGACCUUAUUACGAGUUAUCGAGAGACCUAGCUCUUAGUAAACAUUUUACGCGUUCUAUAUGGCUAACUUUUUAUAGGGUCAAAAUGGGUGUUUAAUUGUAGGACACUUUUAUUUGAUGACAUAAUUAACAUUUUCGGCAGAACACAGCAGUCAGGGGACUUCUAUGUGUGACGGCGUCGACAAAAAAAUUGAACAGUCUACACAAGAUCUUCAGUUUUACUAGACUGGCUAGUUGAAUCCGGAAGAGAACUGUCAUCUUAAACAAGACUGUUGUAAAAGUGAAACAAUAUCGGUGAUCUGAAGCCAUGGCACGAGCACAGGUACAAACGCAGCUAGAAGAGGACCUGAGACGCACCUGUUGGGUUUGUUUUGCCACUGAUGAAGAUGACCGCAGUGCCCUCUGGGUCAAGCCUUGCAAGUGUAAAGGAACAUCAAAAUGGGUACAUCAGGCCUGUUUGCAGAGAUGGAUCGAUGAAAAACAAAGAGGAAACAGCACAGCCAAAGUAUCAUGCCCACAAUGCAAUACAGAAUAUAUAAUAAUUUUUCCAAAAUUAGGUUCAGUUGUUUACCUCAUGGAUGUAGCUGAUCGAAUAAUCUACAAAACAUGCCCAUUUCUUGCUGGAGGGAUAUUUGUUGGAUCAGUAUACUGGACAGCUGUAACAUAUGGAGCUUUGACUGUGAUGCAGGUAUUUGGACAUACAGAGGGUCAGUCCAAAAUGGAACAAGCAGACCCACUGUUUCUGCUCCUGAUCCUCCCUGCCAUACCAGUUAUGUUGAUCCUAUCCAAAAUGGUGCGAUGGGAAGAUUAUUUCUUAAAAAUAUGGAGGAAACAUUCUUCAAAAGUGCCUUUCCUCAAUCUCUUAUUCCCAGGAUCCCAGAAUCGACUCCAGCGUGUUCCAGCUCAGCCGAGCCCUCUCUCAGAUCCAGUCUCUGCCACCCGAGUUUUGUGUGGAGCUCUGGUGCUUCCCACUGUGGCUACAAUGGCUGGGAAACUUAUGUUUGGUAAUAUCAGGUCCAAUUUUCAGAGAACUCUUAUGGGAGGAGUAGCAUUCAUUUUAAUCAAAGGGGUAUUGAAGAUAUACUACAAACAGCAACAGUAUUACAGGCAAGCUCAGAGGCAGGUUUUGGAUUAUCCAUCAGAUUCAGAGUGAACUUGACGCGUACACUGAGACUAAGCCAUGUAGAUUAUAUUUAAAGAAUUGAGUUUUCAUUGAUGGUAGAAGGGAUAUGCAGUAAGUGUAUUGAUGUAUGAUAUACCUUAAACAUUAUUAAAUCAUUUCACUGAGUACUUCUUCAACAUACUGAUUGAAUUUUUUUUUAAUGAAGAGGUUUAUAGUUUUUUUUUUCAAAAGAGAUACUGUUUAAAGUUUGUUGUUAAAAAGAUUAAUAUUAACAUGUACAUUUUGUGCUUUGCAAAUUAGUAAGGAUUUUAAUUAACAUACCACCACACUAAUAUGGAUAUUUGGCACAGUUACUAAGUGACAAGUAUUGUCAGUUUUAAAACUUUCUGCCAAAAAGAGAAAUUACUGUUUAUUACAUGAUAGUUUCUCAUUUUCUGCACAUGGUUUGUUAUCUGAUGUUAUUUCAAACACUAUUUAGUUGAUGUGUUUCAUCUCAGAUUUAUUUAAAAAGGAAGUUUGGCAGGUAAAAGGUCAAAUUAAGUAGUAUUGGUUAGGAUUUAAAAAAAAAAUAUGCAUUUUUGUUGCAUAAAUUAAUUUAGAAGUGCAUAUGUAUUCCGUAAGUCUUUUUAUGAAACAUUUUACGAUUCACGCAUUUAACACUGGAAUCACUUCUUACUAUGAUCUGUAUUAAACAGAAAUAUAUUGGUGACAGAUAAUAUUAUGGCUACUGCACUGGGCCUGUUUUUGGCCCAUUUCAUGAAUUCAUACUAUAUUUUAAAGAAUGCAGGAUAUAACUUGAGUGGUAUGCUUCCUUUUAUUCAUAACCAAGUAUGCAAAUUAAUGCAGAACAGUUACUUGGCACAGACAUACAUGGAUACUGUGUUUUAAGUAUUGGGCGACAAGCAAGUGAUGAUUUUAGGAAUGAUAAAAAAGUAAAGAGU